Molecule: messenger RNA, 1430 nt
Organism: Daphnia pulex (common water flea)
Lineage: Eukaryota; Metazoa; Arthropoda; Branchiopoda; Diplostraca; Daphniidae
Product: high mobility group protein I-like
Exons: 4
Coding region: 468-803 (111 amino acids)
Molecular function (GO): DNA binding
Source: RefSeq, a predicted model, not a curated record
ACGCGCCGACUGCCAAGGUAAGAAGAAUUAUUUUGUUAGUCUCCCAAAAUUCGAGUAAAAUUAGUUGGCAUUUUUUCUAAAUCCUCCACAUUUUAUGUUAACUAGAUUAAGGUUGUGGGGAUUUUUGUGCAAUUUUUCUUGUCGAUUAGAAGGCAGGCAAAGUGAGUAAACGAAUUUUUCUGAAAAGUCUCAUCCCACAAACAACUGGCUCGGCUGUGCUUUCCCUUUUAGCUUGGGCACGCGGGGGCCCGCCAUGAACAAGUUUACUACCCGUUUUCCCUCCGUUUGGGUUUGACGCAGUGUAUCUCUGUGUGUGGUGUGUGUCUAUACCCCGAGUACGGUGGCGUCUGAAUAUUCCCGGCCCAACGCGUUCUCAAAAAAAUAUUUUAUUAUUCGUCGAAUAUCUCCACCGAAGUAGGGUUUUUUAAUCUUUAAACAGAGUAAAGGAAUCCAACAGUUUGAAUAAAAUGGCCGAUGCUGCUUCCCCCAAGAAACGCGGACGUCCUGCGAAGAAAGCAAUUGAUGCCGAGCACAAAGAAGAGGCUCCCAAGAAAGCCGAGAAGAGGGUAGCAGCCCCGGCCGCAGCACCAUCAUCCGAAAGCGGCGAAUCUCAGGUGAAGCGAGGACGUGGUCGACCAAAGGGAUCUGGCAAGAAAGCCAGUGGAGCCGCAGGAGCAUCUGCUGCCAAGUCCAAGUCCCCUGGCGGUGGUCGUGGUCGUGGCCGUCCCAAGAAGCCAGAAGCCAGCAAACAAGAAGAGUCUGCUGAAGAUGAGUCUGCAGGAGAUGAUGGAGAGUCAUCAUAAAAAGACGUGUUCAAAACUACCCACAAUCUUAAAAUGGGGGUUAUUCUUUGAUUUUCAUCGUUUUUUGAGUUCGACAUAGAACACGAUUCGACGAGAUUACUAGAACACGUCCCUUCAAAAAAAUUGCAGAAAACCAUUUCGCAUCAUACUUUCUUAAAUUUUUUUCUUUUUAUUUUAACACAAUUUACCCCUCAUCUCAUACCAUACUUUUUAAAUAGUAUCCACCCACUUGUAAACCCCACCACCACCUACCGCAAAUCGCCAACUUCAACUGCUGAUUUUUUAUCCCAUCUUCUCACCGUCGUCUCGUGUGCGUACGUUUUCCUUAACUCUUUUUAUUAUACCGUUUUCAUCCCAAACUUGAUGGAGUGUUACGUGCAGUUCUCUUAUUAGUCCCCUAUUUUUUACGUGGAUGAAUUCCUGGAUGGAUGAUACCCUCCUCCGUUUCUCGCACCUGUAAAAUCCCCAUCUCGGCAAAGAAACCCAACUCUGCCAUCCCAUCCGAUUCUGCACAUCAUACAUUGAAUUCGACAACUGAGCCACAAACAUAAAAAAAAAAACGUUUCACUCGUGACGCUAUCCUCAUUUUUUUUCUGGCCAUCCAAUACAAGAUUUCGGUUGAUAUUA